GCGUAUGUCUUGUGACCGUUUUGCCUGCUUGACCUGCUUGACUGCUUUUCGUUUUGACUUGAUACAUUUUUGUCCAAAAUGGCGGCGUCUUUGCAACAUUUCUCUCUGCACGAUUGUAAACUAGCCCUUCAAGAUAUUCUUCGGGCAUUCAGGGAUUCCGACAACAUCAGACGUCUUGAGGAUGCGAGGGAGAGUGCGGGCAACGACAUGCUGAGGGCGAUGCAGACAGUGUUCCCCGUGGCUGCCCAGAUACAGAUGGAGGUCAUUGAGAAAUAUGGCUUCCCUUCAGAUGGUGACGGUGUUAUAAGAUUCACGCAGGCAGUUAAAGUGUAUGAGAAACAAGACCAGGACGUGGCGCAGAUGAAUCAUCAGCUGAGGGCCAUACUGAUCCCUCCUAUUCGGGCAAGCUCAGGGCAUACCACAAAUGGGUCUGGAUGAAGUCAGGUGUUAUCACAAGAGGGUUAAAUGGAAACAAGGCAUAAUGCAUUUGCGUAAAGUAUUGUCCAAGAUUUGACUGUGCGGUUCAUAUAGGCUUAUCAGGGGCAACACUUUUUGCUUUCAUGGAAUUUUGUUUAAAUAAAGUCUCUUUACGUAAAUGCAGUUUAGGAGGAAAGUGUUGUCCCUGAAUAGCCUGUUCGGAAUGCACAGGCUUAUUUGAGACGUCAGCAAGAAGUGCUUAUACUCUACAUCAUCAUGUAAAAUUUGUCUUGAUUUAGUGAGGGGACUGUGAACUCAUCCAAUUUUGCCAAGUUUGUGUGGACUCUUACAGUUGACAGGUGUCUUUGUGAAUGUUGAACGAAUUGUGAACAGACUGUUUUGUGCAAUAUAGCCUUUGACAUGGCUAUUCUGCGAUUUGCAAAAUUUGCAAAUGGCUACAAAUUGGCCAAGUUUUAGCUAAAGAAAACUCCAUUUGGCUACAAUUUUUUAAUUAUUUUUCCAUAGCAAUCCGAUUUGGCUAAAGAAGUUUUUAAGCCAUGAAACUUUGGUGUCUACAUAUCGUGUGUUAAUGGUUUUAAUGAAGAAAUAAGACCAAUAAAUCUUUGUGUUAGUUUAUAUGUAAAGAUAUUGAAGUUGUUAGUGAAGUAUGUUCAGCUCUACAGGCUUCAAUGAAGGAAAAUAAAACAUGAUCCAUUUAGACUUUGUUUGCAAAGUACAGGAAACAUUUGUUUAUUACAAACCCAAAUAGCAUUUUUCUGGAUUUCAUUGGUGUAUAAAUUGAAGGGAAAACUAUGCUUAAUAUGCAUAAACGCCAACAGUAUUGUGCAACUUGUGUAUGAGGUCGCCGUGGCGUUGUGGAUAUGGUGUCUACCUAGUGAUCGGAAGGUCACGGGUUCAAUCCCCACUGUGGGAGCAUUCUUUAAAUCUCCCCCAUAUACACCAAGGAAACGGACUUGAGAGCGUUUCAUAUAAGCCUUAGGCUUGUUAUGCAAUUAAGCUUAAAUAAAUAGGUUUAAAAAAAAACAAAAAAAACUUUGUUUUUGAAAAAUUAGUAUGGUCAUGAUAUUUAUAUUAAAAUGUGCAUAUGUUUCAUCGGGAAAUGGAAAAAAAGAUUAUCCAAUCAGAAUUCAGCGCUUACGAUAAUAUGUGAAAAAAGUUGUAAUAAUAUUUUUUUUCAAUAUACGUAUAAAACUUAUCCCUGUUGUGUUUCUUUUCUUGAAUGUCAAUUGAAAUACAAAUUUGCUGCAGUGUGUACUGGUGAAAUUCUGUUAUAGUGGAAUAAAUUACCAUACUCAGAAAAUCCUAGGCUUAUGGAUAUUUACAAGACUUUUGUAUGUGACUACUGUUUUGUAAAGCUUGUUUAAGGUAUUUGUUACAUCGUUUUCUACUUUUGUCUUCGUUUUUCCCGCAGAAAAAGAGGAGCACAUUAUUGCUGCUUUAACUUUUAUAAUUGAAUUUUGCUGUGUUAGUCAUGUUUUUUAGCUCACCUGUCACGAAGUGACAUGGUGAGCUUAUGUGACCGUGUAAUGUCCAGCGUCCGUUGUGCGUGUGCGUGCGUCCGUCAACAAUUUGUUUGUGUAGACAGUAGAGGUCACAGUUUUCAUUCAAUCUUUAUGAAAUUUGGUCAGAAUGUUUAUCUUGAUGACGGCUAAUGGUGUUGUUCACCCUCGGGACGGUUAAAAACCAAGGUGGAGCACACUGCUGAACAUAAAACUCUGCGUUAAAAAGCCGAAUUCGGCCAUAAUAUGGACGGCCCGAUUUUUCUGGGCUGUACUAUUUAUAAUAUAAGAUACUUUGCAGUGUGGAGUAGUUUAAUAUAGCUUUACUUUAUUAUUCAAGAGACGUUUAAAACGCAAUUAACAAUAAUUGGACAACGCCGUGUCUAACGCUGUUAAAAAGCGGAAUGGCGAAAUGAUGAAAUCUGGGUUGGGAUUGUAUUUGGGUCAUCUGGGGUCAAAAACUAGGUCAUUAGGUCAAAAACUAGGUCACUAGGUCAAAUAAUAGACAAUAGAGGUCGCAGUUUUCAUCCAAUCUUUAUGAAAUUUGGUCAGAAUGUUUACCUUGAUGAAAUCUUGGUGUAUUGUAUUUGGGUCAUCUGGGGUCAAAAACUAGGUCAAUAGGUCAAAUAUUUGAAAAACUUUGUGUAGACAAUGGAGAUCACAGUUUUCAUCCAAUCUUUAUGAAAUUUGGUCAGAAUGUUUAUCUUGAUGAAAUCUGGGUUUGGAUUGUAUUUGGGUCAUCUGGGGUUAAAAACUAGGUCACUAGAUCAAAUAAAAGAAAAAUCUUGUGUAGACAAUAGAGGUCACAGUUUUCAUCCAAUCUUUAUGAAAUUUGAUCAGAAUGUUUAUCUUGAUAAAAUCUAGUUUGGGAUUGUAUUUGGGUCAUCUGGGGUCAGAAUCUAGGUCACUAGGUCAAAUCAUAGAACACCCUUGUGUAGACAAUAGAGGUUACAGUUUUCAUCAGAUCUUAAUUAAAUAUUGUCAGAAUGUUUGUCUUGUUAAUAUCUGUGUUGGGAUUGAAUUUGGGUCAUCUAGGGUCAAAAACUAGGUCACUAGGUCAAAUUAAAUAAACAACUUUUGUAGACAGUAGAGGUCAUAGUUUUCAUCCAAACUUAAUUAAAUUUGGCAAGAAUGUUAAUCUUGAUGAAAUCUGGGUUGGGAUUGUAUUUGGGUCUUCUAGGGUAAAAAACUAGGUCACUAGGUCAAAUCAUAGAAAAACCUUGUGUAGACAAUAGUGGUCAUAGUUUUUAUCAGAUCUUAAUGAAGUAUGGUCAGAAUGUUCAUCUUGAUAAUAUCUGAUUUUGGAUUGUAUAUGGGUCACCUGGGGUCAAAAAUUAAGUCACCGGGCCAAUUCUAGUAAAACUUUGUGUAGAUGAAAGAGGUCACAGUUUUCAUCACAUCUUAAUGACAUUUUGUCAGAAUGUAUUUAUUAAUGAAAUCUUUCUUGGGAUAAUUGUAUAUGGGUCUGAUAGAAUUUAAGUUGAUGUACAUGUAGCAAGGUUAUUCAGGUGAGCGAUUCAGGGCCAUCAUGGCCCCUAUUGUUUAAUAUACUAUAUGUAUGUAUUACACUUAGUUUCAACCAAAAUUCCUGGAACUACUCGCCUGCUUUUGAUAAAAACGUAUGUGCAUUUUUAGAAUGGACAGGCACAUAUUGUCAUUUUGAUGAGGUUUAAUGAAUUUUUAUAGAGUUAUUGCCUUUGAUCACAAAAUAGUACAUUAUCUAAAAAAAGUUUUGUUUCCUUAAAUGAUCUCCAGGACUUAAGAAUAACAUUUUAUUAAACUUAGCAGCUCUAAAUGGUGGACAUGCAGACAAACUUGUGUCAUUUUGUUCCAAGGAUUCAUGAGAUAUUGCCUUUUGAUUUAAAAUUGGAGAUUUUCUUAUGAAUCUUUCCUGUCAACACAAUUUUCUUUGUAUUAUAUUUUCUAUGUUUGUUUUUUUCGUUUAAGAUAUAUUUCUUUAAUUUCUUUUUCCAAUGCUUGCAAUCAACCUAUCAUUGACACAUUAUCAGGUUGCAAUCCAUCAGUUUCACUGAUAUGAUUAUUUGUUUUUAAAUGUAUUUCCUUGAUGUAAUCAAAAUGUUUUUAUUUUGUGAAAUGUAACAUUGAUUGAAUGCAUUGAACUUUCUAGUGUCAUAAUAAUUGUUCUAUUAUUAUUUUUUGCAUAUACAAUGUGACAUUCACAAUAAUGAGGUGUUCUCGUGAUGAGAUACAAAUGUAUUUAUGUUUUGUACAUAUUUGAACAGUAAUGUAUUUAUAAACUCUAAUAAUGCUU
This is a messenger RNA of Dreissena polymorpha, 4209 nucleotides long. RefSeq names its product protein C10-like. Bases 79 to 438 code for a protein of 119 amino acids. Gene Ontology annotation, biological process: post-embryonic development. The record is from RefSeq and is a predicted model, not a curated record. Lineage: Eukaryota; Metazoa; Mollusca; Bivalvia; Myida; Dreissenidae. The transcript is spliced from 3 exons.